AUGGAAGUUCCCUCUUCGUCUUCUAGGACGAGCGUUGAGCACAGCGCGGAUCGCAGGGUGCGAGAACUUUACCGCUUUUACCGCCCCGCCAGUUUUCCGAACGUCGUCCCUUCAUGGCUACCCUCAGGCGAAGAUGUACCCUCAACAGGCUCGAGUUCGGGCAGGAACGGUAGCUCAACCGGCUCCCCAGAUUCGCAGCCUGACGCGUACGACUCGGGUGCGUCGAACAGCAGUGCCACGUCGCGGCCAUCGACGGCUGCCGGACCGGAGGCAUUGAUUCUGGGAUCGUCGAACAAUACUCUCACCUCCUUUUGUCAACUGGCGGCGCUGAGACUGGACGUGGAUCGUGCAAUGAUCUGCGUGUUUGAUCGAGAUGCGCAGUACAUUCUUGCCGAGGCCACUAAAACUUUAUUACGACCGAACUCUUCACCACGAUUCGCCUCGACGACAAGAUGUUUGACCGUCAGUAACAGGACGUUGUUGCAUUACCACCCUCGGACCGCGAAACUCCUAUCUAUCCCCCAUCUCGUCGUGAACGACCUGGCUGAAAAUGAACGGUACAACAAAUCAAGCUUUGUUGCGGGGUCUCCGCAUUUUCGAUUCUUUGCCGGGACUCCCCUAACGACUGAGAAUCGAAUCAACCUGGGGUGUUUGUUUGUGUUGGACACGAAGCCGCGCGAUGGACUUGGGGAGUUGGAACGGGAUACGUUGGGAUCUUUGUCCUUCUUGAUCAUGGAUUAUAUGAAAGUUUGUCGCCAGGCCUCGGAGGGUCGUCGAGCUGCUCGUCUUUCAAGAGGAUUGAGCUAUUUUGUGGACGGGAGCUCGAGUUUUGUGAAUAGCACCGAUGAUUCCCGGGCCAAUAGCUGCCCGCCCUUGUCCGAAACUCCGUCAUCUCGCAACCGUGCCACUGGGACGGAUGAGGACCAGCGCAGCCAAAGUCAAGAUCAAACAUCUCAGGUGGCUUCACACAGUCCUUCCAAUGAUCGGUGUAACGGAAGCAACAGUCAAGACAACGUAUCGCAGACAGCAUCGACCAGUCCACCGAGGGAACGGUUUCCCGGUAGUAACAGUCAGGACAAUGCCUCUCAAAUCGCAUCGCCGAGUCCAUCAAAUGACCGUUCUCUCAGCAAUGACUCUCGCUCCCUCAGCCCCGGCGCCUACGAUAUGAAAUACGACAACACAGCUUCUGGUGGAGGAGCAUCAGGAGUCGGAAGCUCCUUGCCUGAAUGGAUUACGAACAGCAGUCGCAAUCGGCUUCCUCCGGAUGAUUCACACGGGAACUCAUGGUGUUUCCGCCGCGCUGCAAACUUGCUGCGCGAAAGUCUCGACCUGAGCGACGAUGGCGGUGUGCUGUUCCUGAGAGGCAACGCAGACUCCGUUGAUGGAUGGUGA
Molecule: messenger RNA, 1392 nt
Organism: Penicillium maclennaniae
Lineage: Eukaryota; Fungi; Ascomycota; Eurotiomycetes; Eurotiales; Aspergillaceae
Product: GAF domain-containing protein
Exons: 2
Coding region: 1-1392 (463 amino acids)
Source: RefSeq, a predicted model, not a curated record